Messenger RNA from Phanerochaete carnosa HHB-10118-sp, 168 nucleotides. RefSeq lists its product as uncharacterized. The annotation marks the transcript as partial. Lineage: Eukaryota; Fungi; Basidiomycota; Agaricomycetes; Polyporales; Phanerochaetaceae. The transcript has a single exon. The record is from RefSeq and is a predicted model, not a curated record.
AUGGCUGUCCUCUCGGCCUCACCGCUGCAGCUCGUGCAGUCAAUACCACCCGUUACGCGUGCCUUCACGUUUGCUACCAUUAUCACUUCCCUACUGUUCUACUGGUUCUGGUGGACUGGGGAUGAGAACUUUAGCGCACCAUACCUCGUAUUGGUGCCAGGACAAAGU